Messenger RNA from Arctia plantaginis, 855 nucleotides. The record is from the annotation of a GenBank genome assembly. Lineage: Eukaryota; Metazoa; Arthropoda; Insecta; Lepidoptera; Erebidae.
AUGAUGGCGGUGGCACUCAGAUCCAUUGCGCGACAAUUAAGCCCCAUUGUUACACGUUUUUUACCACCAGGAAGUUAUAGCAUUACUUUUGUAACGAGUCGUUUAUCAAACCUAUCCAAUGUUCCAUCUGCUUCUCACACAAAGAGAUCUAAGUUGUCAGUGAAUACUAUUUCGCAGAUAUAUAGUAAUAUACCACUUCUGUAUCAACAAUUGGAUCCACACAACAAUAAUUCUGGAGAUAACUUGUCACAAUCAAGUAAAGGUUCCCAAAAUCUUGGCACAGGUUUACCAAGGUCAUUCUCCUUCAAAAGAAAACCUCUAAAAGAUAAUAAAGGAAAGAGAAGAGUGCCUAAGUUAAUAUUAGUACAAAAUCCUUUUACUUGGUUAAUGAUUAAAAUUGACUUCAGUGUAUUAAGGAAUAUUUGGGAUCCUACAUUCCAAGAGUCGGAAUUCAAGUAUGGGACGAAACAGGCUAUUUCAAGAAUAACAAAUGUAAUUAGCUCCGGUCGUUAUGCUGAAUUAAAUGGCCUACUCACAAAAGCGGCUCGACUUAGUUUAAUGCGAGAAUUAGAGCGAAAUUGGGGCGAUAAGCAACGUUCUCUAUUAGCGUUGGAAAACGAUGAUAUUCAGAUUUCAUCACCGAGAAAAGUUUAUUUUAUUCGGAUUGCCGAUAAGAAAUUUUGCGAUGUUGAUAUGGCCUUUUUGGCAUUAAAAUGGGCACCCAUAAACAGCAUUGAAGCACUUAUAUUUACUGAGAUAUUUGCGAGAUUUCAUCGCGAGUACACUCCACAUUGUAUACCGGAAUGGACCAUUGCCUAUUUCAAAGUAACUCGUUUCGAGGUACUGCGACGAUGA